GAUGUUGUUUUAGUUUCAAGAUGUCGGACGAUACGUCUAUGCCGGAUGAACAUAUUACUCAGUGGUGUAAUGGGAACUAUGAAUUGAUGCAUAGCUGCUUACAGCAGCUGCGUGUUGCUGGUAAACAACGCAAAACAGGUGCUAGGGACGACGCUACUACUGUAUCCACUGGUGGUUUUUGGUCACGUUUCUGGAAUUCUUCACGAUCGGCGGAUAAAAACCAGAAUAACUCUGAAGGCGUUAGAGUACCGGGAUACACAUCUGAUUCACGCACAGGUGAUGGAUGUAACACCUUGGGUAGCUCUCGGGUACGCGAGACAGGCUCUUAUCCCUCUAAUCCAUCUGAAGAUCAUAUAACUGACGAUGCUCUGAAUAAUCUUCGCAAAUGUGUCAUCAGCGGUUUCCAUCAGUAUCCAUUUCAUCGUCCUCACCUUGUUCCUCGUCGUCGGCCUUAUGUUGGCAUCGAUUCACUUCGAAGUUACGUUCGUAAGAAGUACUCUGAUCUUGAGAGGAGCCUUGAUCAGAUAGAAUCGUUCAGUACAAUUGUGAACAUUGACCAAUAUUUAUGUUGCGAAUUGUUGUAUGAGGGUAUCUGUUAUUACGGUGAUGAAAGCCAAAGCAUGUCGGAGUUUCGUAUAAUUGAGGGCAUGUUGCACGCGCAAUCUGGUUACCAACUGAAGUGCCUCUUAUCAUUAUUUAGUUUUUUAAAUAAUGAUAAUGAUUUAUAUGAGGGCUCAAUUUCUGUUAAUGAGGUCUUUCCUGAAAGUUACACUAUUUUACAACAGCUUUUUCGUAAGGGUUUAGUUCGUAAUGCCUCUUUCUUAUUGUUAUCCGCUACUAAGGAAGCCUGUAGAUACAAAAAUAUGUUAUCUGGUGACAUGUCUUCGGUGAUGAAGGACUUUUACACUCACACUCUGGAUUUGAUAAAUGGGCUGUUAACGUUGCUUGAGACCUGUUUCGUGUAUUUCCACCCGACUAAGGAAGACAUACGGUGCCUGAUUAUGUUGUUACCUCAUGUUUUUGAUGUUACAAGUUUACUUGGGAUAUCAGACUAUGGUUUUGGAUUAUCUUCCUUAUUUGAUGGUUUAUCUGACGGUUCUUCUUGGUAUCCCGACUCAAAAAUGAUGACCUCGCUUUGCAUUGGCAUUCGUGAAUUUGAUGACAUAACCAACUAUGCUUGCAACAUGGGUAGUAGGUUAUCUUUCAUUGUUAUACUAUCGUUAUGCCCACGCAUUUAUCGUUUAUCUACUACUGACGGCACCGAUUCCCCAGAGGCUACUCUGUUGGCUGAUACUGAAUUCAUUGAUCGUUUUAAAUCUACGAAGAAUCCUUUCAAUGCGACUGCAGGCUCCACCUUCACGCUCGAGUUGUUUAUCAUGUCUUUAUAUUGCAACGAUACUGAGCGAGCUAUAAAGUGCAUAGAUUCCGGCGCCUUUUGUGAGAUUAUCGAGCUUUUGAUAGACAAGACUAUUGUUUCGGAGCGCGCUACCGUCUUGAGGAUCUUGGAACUGCUAUUGGUAAAGUUCCUUUAUACGAACAACUCCUUGGCUAAGCUUUGGUAUGACCUUUUAGAUUUUGAGGUACUAUGCAAACACAACAGUGAAGAGCGUGCCCGAUUACCCUUUACUGGUACCAUUGACGACCGCAUAUAUCGAUCUCCCGGGCGCACAUUGAUUGAGUUGUUUACUUUGUUGACCAGGUUGGAUACUGAUGGUAACAAGCAGUAUGCCUUUCAAAUUUGGAAGAGCUGUACCGAAUCAUAUCGCUCAUUGAUUCCCAAUAUAAAUUGCCAGGUCUACAAUCCGCGUUUCAAGAAUGAACUUUACAUUUGUGCUGAGUCCAGUAAGGUUGACAAGAAGGUAGCUGAUCGUUUGUUAUUACCCAGUGACGGUUUCAGCUGGUGGGAUCGCAACAGUGCAUUGUUGGAGCUGGUUGCUUUGGCUGCUGGUGACCAGAACUUCUAUGUUGAGACUUACCCGCACUUGCUAACAACUCUGCUUGACUUCGGUCUUUAUUUAUGUGACUUGAACUUUGAGGAUGGGCUUGGUGGUCCUUUGGUGGCUUCCUUUUUGAACGUUGGCGCUUCACGUGAGCUGAGGUUUCCUUUUAUUCUUGAGCGUCUCAUUUCACAGAUUGGCAGUUUAACUAAGGGUUCCUAUGACACCUUGCCUAGGUUUAUAUACGAGCGUCUUUUGGCACGUGACGAUCAGAUUGAGACUGCUGAGGCUGCUUUGAUGAUUGCUUCUAGUAUUCAGUCACCUCCUCCUCAGCAGGGUCUCAGUGUUGGCAGUUGCCUUCGUCGUAUGUACACGUUCCCGCUGAUUAGCGGGAUUGCGGAGGUCAAGAUAGCCUUGAGUACUUUGGGUCUUGGUGGUCGCUGUCCUUUUGGUUUGAUUGAAACCUCGAUUGCUACAUUCAGGUUAAUAUCUAGAUGCGACCGUAUUCCAGCAUCUUUAUCACAUGGGUCUUCUGCUGAAGUCCAUUUGGAUGUGAACAUCCAUCACAAUAUUGGCGAUGGUGAGCAUGAGUUUUUGAAUUCUGUCUUUAGCAUUUUAUCUCGUAGUCAUAUAGAAGGCCUCGAGCUGGUAACUUCAUCAGUUCUAUCCAGUUUAUGUUCCAAUCACAUUAAGGACUCUAAAACUGCGACAUCAGCGCUGAUUAGGUUAUCUGAGAUCCUCCAUGAUUCCAAGGGCACCGCUCAGGGUUUUGUGCCCAAUGGGUACCGUCUUUCUGUAGAGGAGCUUCACGCUUAUAUAAAAUGCGUCCGGGUCCUGUUUGUCUAUAUACCCAGAGACGAGCGUUACAGGCACAGCGGCGUUGACUGGCUCCAACGUUUUGUGGAAUUCGCCACUUGGAUACUAGACACUCACUGUUUCCGCAACGAAUGUGUCCAUUGGGGCUUGAUUGAAGACGUUUUUAACUUUUUGCAUGAAGUGAUUCAAGGUCCCUUUCGUGACAGGCGAGACACAACCAAGGCCAGCCAAUAUUUGCUUGAGCAGUUUUUACAGCCUGCGAGUACGAUUAGUGUUUCUCUCGUACGUGCUGCUUGGGAGUCUAAGAUUUCAUCUGCUAUUUCCAUUGUUUGUAUACUAUUCAAGCGUGACGUUUUGUUACUCCUAUGUCAUCGUGCCGCUAUGUUUAUCUCGACUAAUCUAGACGGGGGCAUUUGCCCGAGUUGUCAUUUACCUUUCUAUAAGGACCGUGACACUACCACUCCACGUGAUCAGGGUCAUAUGGACAUUGAUACACCUUCAGGACCGUUGAAUUGGUGGUCUAACAAGAUUCGGAAGCUCAAUAACAUGUUUUCCUCUAUUCCCUCAUACACACCUCGGACGGUUGAGGACACUUGUGAAUGCUUGCAGUUAGUUGUGGAAUCCUCAUCGCUUCUUAUGGCACAUGACUGUAUUGUCGAGGCCAUAUCUACUUUACGUUCCAAGGGUGACCAUUGUGUGGAUGUGAUUAGUCACUGUGAUUUUAUAUCAUGCUUCGGUUCAUCUUUAUCCGACGAACUUCGUAUGAAGUGUGUUUAUUUACUUUUACAACUUCAGGAACGCAUCGGCAUUGACUCACUCUUAGUUGCUAACAAGCUUGUUAAGGACCUCCAUGUCUACUACAGCUUACCACAUCCCAGUGAGGAGUUUUCCAACUUUGUGGUUUAUUCCACUAUGGAGGCUGACGACUUGAUACUUUACAACAAGGUAUCUGCUGUGGUAUCUCACUUUAAUCGCAUGGACGCUUUUGAGCGUAAGUACUACUGCAUGAGCAAUUUAUCAGAUCUCCAUCGUUGUGGUUUGGACAAUUUGGUUUUAUUUUUACUUAAUCAAUGCUCACUGAAACUACCUCAUUCAAGGUCUGACACCACAUUUGCUCAUCAGUUGCUGGGUUCUGACAGGCAGCUGGUAUCACUUAUAAAGUUGGCAUCUGGCGGUGGUGAUACUUGGCAUUUUUACGACUGGCGUCGUAUGGAUGCUCUUUCAAGUCUCAUUUCAUUUUCCAAGGCUUCACCACACGUAUUAGGGCUUAUAUGGCGUCAUUGGCCAAGUAUAGAGGAUGACGCUAGGAAGUUUGACUUCACGAACUUAUCUUACCAAUCGUAUGUAAUGCAGUGUCAGCGCUUAUGUUACGUGUUACAGCUAUUGGAGUUGAUGGCCACCACUUCGUCUGGACUACCUGUUUCUGGCGACCCAUCUCACCUUUUGAAGAUCUACCAUCGUUUGGUGUCCACCAUGUGCGAUAUGACUGGCACUUUACGUGGUGAUUUAGAUUCGUUGCUUGAAGGACAUUUUGGGACUAGUGAACACCUUGACAUUAAAGGCUUUGUAAGUAUGUGGCGACACGCUUCAUUCCAGUCAAACGUCUGCCUGUCAUUUGACCUACAGCUGGGCACAAAGUUGUUCAACCCUCAAUCUUGUGAUCGUUUGUCCAAGGGUAUGAGCCAUUAUGCGCAACGUGUGAACUUGUACAACUUGGUAUUUUCCUCUUCCACAACUUUGAUUACAUGCUUCUUGAAAUUCUUAUCUCGCUGCACCGGUUUCAACAUAUCGUCUCUUGCGGAAAAGUCGCGCAGUUGGUUGGAGUUUGCAUCUGCUGAAUUCAACCCUGAUGAGAAAAGUGAAAUAAGGCUUGCUCUUCAGAUUGCUUUAAUAAAGGCGUUAGGUCAUGUGUGGAUAAGCAGCAAUGUUGACCUUCAUGGCAACAAUUCGGUAUUAUCGAUAUCGAUUGUACUGAAAUUGUUAUCGUUUAUACUAUCUUGUGAGACCAGUUCUCAGCUGCGUAGCAAAGUAUACGCUUGCGUGAACUUGUUUCUUACUAAUCCAUUGAAGUUCAAUGGCCCAAGCCUAUCGGAGCUUGUGGUAGCUCAUUUACUAAGUCAGUCUACGGAUUUGAAUACAAUUUCCAGGACGCAUGAUCGCACUACACUAUUGCAGCUUUUAUGGUCUGACGCGACCAGUAAUUGCGAUUCAGAGGGUAGGUGUCCUGAGUCUUGUGACUACAAGGGCACUCUAGACGUGGACACGUUCCACACUGAGCAAGAGAACGGUUUUGCAUCUCAGGCACCUGUCUUACUAGGCAAAAGCAGGAGUGGCAAUGCCCUGUCCAACUACACUUUCCAGGGCAUUCGUCGUGUUUUAGUGGGUCAGGACUACGGCUCACUUGAAGUGGGAUCCUUUGAUGUUGAGUUACGCCAACUUAUAUCCAUGGAGCGCUUUCACAGUAACGAGAUGUUUUUUAUCGCAAUAGAUUCCGGGUUACUGAUUGACUAUCGGGUUGAAGCGCUAUCGCUUUUGCAUUUGAUUUUGAGUGCUUUGUCUAAGUUUGACGCCGGUUCCAUUGAAUAUGAGUUGGGCACUGUGAGUUACGGUUCUCUUGGUACGGUAAGUACCAUGGCUGUUUCAUCGUUGCUACAACAGCGGUUGUUGAUGUUCAAGCGGUGCAAACAAUGCUUGUUACAUUCUGUUUGUUGUCCCUUAUGUCUCCAGCUGUUUUGUGGAACAGCUCGCGUUUUGAAGGCUGCCAGUGGUUUACAGCAGUUUUUAGCCUUUUGGUUCCACAUACAGCCAACUUCCGCUGAUACUUGUUUAGUCGACCAGUUUCUAUCAUGUGACUUACUCCUUGGUUUCCGGGAUAGUGACAAACUGCCUAUUGAUCUAUUCCAUCCAUUUAUUUGUACUGUUGAAAAUUUACUUUCUAUGCCUUCUGUCAAGAGUAGGAACGCUUUGAUCAAGUGGUUGAAUCGUCAUUCAGAGCUCAUUGGUUGUUGCAUGUCUAUAAAGCAAUCUCGUGUAUUAUCUGAGGUUGACAUUUGCUUAUCAUCUAGUUUACUUCGCAUAUACCGCGUCUGUGUUCUUUGGCUACUUGCUGAAUACCGUCGUGGUUCAUUUAAAUCUGAAUCUUUGUCAAAUUUCAGUUUAAUCCUUGCGGACUUGCAAUGCAAAUUUCCUUUGGCAAUGACCAUGCCUCGUGCAGUUCCUGCGCUUUUGGAUCUCUUAACCAGUGACUUAUCCACUGCGAGUGAUUCUUGUUGGCAAUGUAUUUUAUUGGGUUUACAAACCAUGUUUCCUGAACUCGGUGCUUUUGAAUCUGAUCUUGACUUUUCAGGUCAAGCUCCCAUAAAGGCAUUGGCCAUUGAGAAGGCAUCUACGGUAUCCACGGCAUUGGUUCGCUGUGGUACCAGUUUGGUAUCGUUCAUCAGUCACUUGAACAUGAUGGAGCCUGGUUUACGGCGUAAGUCUUUAGGUCGUCUUGCGUUACGUAUCGCAACUGUUGAAUGCGCAUCUAUGCUUUUGGAAUAUAUCUUGGCUUUGAUUGUUACCAAAGGAUCGUUAUCUGACGCUCCUCCUAUUAUGUUAGGUUUAUCCUCAACACCGGGUGCCGUUAAUGAUGCCAAGAAUGGGUGUUCAACUGAUAUGGGUGUCAGUUCAUCUUCUGUACUUGUUCCUAAACUUCGCAAGCUGGUUGACUUAUCUAAGGUUGAGUCUUUACUGGAUAACAUAUCUCGUUUAUGUGGUAUGAAUGGUAUUAAUUUAAAUGAUGCCUAUUCAUCACGUCGCAAGCAAAUUUUUGGCGAGCCUGUAUUGGAGUACUUGGCUCCGUAUGACCUUGAGCAUGUGCCUUCUUUUGGCAACGUGCAGCAGUACAGUUACUCAUUCACUGCUUUAUAUGGUCUCUUGCUAUCUAGUAUUUGCAACCUUUCUGUUGUUCUUGAGCAAUACUAUGGUUGUAGAUUCACGUCACCCUUAUUAUCUCGGGAGUCACUACCCUAACUGUCUUGUUGCGUUAAUUA
Messenger RNA from Babesia bovis T2Bo, 6784 nucleotides. RefSeq lists its product as uncharacterized. The transcript has a single exon. The coding region runs from base 21 to 6764 and encodes 2247 amino acids. The record is from RefSeq and is a predicted model, not a curated record. Lineage: Eukaryota; Apicomplexa; Aconoidasida; Piroplasmida; Babesiidae.